AGGAAUGAGAAACCCAACCUAGCGAUUAAGCUGUUUUGUGAAAUGCUUGAGCAUGGAUUGGAACUGGAUUCAUAUACAUUUUCGGCAUCACUGAAGGCAUCUACUGAUUUGAGUUUACGAUUGUUGAGUACUAACUUGCAUUCACUGAUAAUGAAGUGUGGUUUUGGUUAUUUUCUAUCUGUUGGGAAUGCACUUAUUCAUGCUUACGGAUCUUUUGGAGAUGAUUGUAGUGCACAGAAGGUGUUUGGUAGAAUGCCUGAUCGUGAUGUUGUAUCGUGGUCAUCAAUGAUACGUGCUAGUUCCUCCGCAAAGCACUUCACUGAAUCGGCAACAUUGUUUUCUAGGAUGCAAUUUGAGGAAUUUAUUAGACCUAAUGAGAUUACACUCGUUUCAUUAUUGCCUGCUUGCAGUUUCUUCUCUUCUUUGAGGAAGGGCCAAUCAAUUCAUGCUUAUGCAAUUCGGAAUGGGUUUGAUUCUAAUCUUAUUGUUUGCUCUGCUCUUGUCACAAUGUAUUCUAGAUGUGGAAAUCCUGAUGAAGCUUUUAAAGUUUUCAGUAGUAUGGAGAAACCAAAUGUUUUUGUAUGGACUUCAAUGAUUGAAGGUUUCUCAAUUAAUGGAAGGUUUGAGCUGGCUCUUGAAUUGUUUAAGGAGAUGCAAGGCCAAGGUUUGAAGCCCAAUCCUUUCACUUUGAUUGUGGUACUGUCUGCUUGCAGUCAUGGUGGGCUGGUAGAUAUGGGAUUGGAGAUUUUUGAGUCAAUGAAAGAGAGAUUUGGUUUCGAGCCUUGUGCAGAGCAUUAUGCUUGUAUUGUGGAUAUGUUGGGGAGAGGAGGAAGGCUGAAUGAGGCUGAAAAUUUGAUUGAAAGAAUGGAAGUGCCACCAACAGGUUCUGUACUUGGAUCCCUCCUUGGAGCUUGUCAAGUGCAUUGCAAUGUGAAGCUUGGAGAGAAAUUGGCAAUGAAGCUUUUUCGGCUUGAACCAUAUAACGAAACCAAUUAUGUAAUAUUGUCAAACAUAUAUGCCUUAGCAGGGAGAUGGUAUGAUGUGGGUAGAGUGAGAAGAUUGAUGGCAGUUAAAGGGCUGUCAAAGAGAUCUGGUUGCAGCUGGAUUGAAAUAAAGAACAAGGUUGGAGAUGCAGAUAGACUGAUAGAGAUCAUAAAGCAAGCAGCAAAAGAAGGUGCUCUUGUUCUCUACACCCUUGCAGACCCUUCAAUGGCUGAAUCCGCAAAACAAGCCUGCAAGCUUUGGGGAGUACCAUCGACGGAUAUUCUGGGUCCCACUAUAGAGGCCAUUGCCGCCCAUAUUGGUGUAGCUCCAUCUGGCAUCCCGCGAGGUGCUCCUGGUCGGAAUCCACUCACAGAGGAUUACUUCAAACGCAUAGAGGCUAUCGAAUUCACCAUCAAGCAGGAUGAUGGAGCUUUACCUCAAAACCUGAACCGUGCCCACAUUGUUCUUGUUGGUGUCUCUCGUACCGGGAAGACACCUUUGUCCAUUUAUCUAGCUCAGAAAGGUUACAAGGUCGCAAAUGUCCCCAUUGUUGUGGGUGUAGAUUCCCCAAAGUCCUUAUUUGAUAUUAACCAGGAGAAGAUUUUUGGUCUAACCAUAAAUCCAGCGGCGCUACAAACUAUCAGAAAGGCAAGGACCAAGACCCUGGGACUCAAAGGUGGCAUGAUGAGUAAUUAUUCAGACAUGGAACAUGUCAGGGAAGAAUUGGAAUUUGCUAAAAAAAUUUUUGCACGGAAUCCUGUAUGGCCAGUAAUAGAGAUCACUGGAAAGGCCAUUGAAGAGACUGCUGCUGUGAUUGUGAGGAUUUAUCAUGACAGAAAGAAGAAACGCUUUCUUCCUCACAUAUCCAAGAGAUAUUGAUUUGUGUGGCACCUUUAGAAUUUGUAAGCAAAUGAUGGAGGCUGCAUAAAAGUACUUAUUGCGAUAACUGUGGUAUGAAGAAGUAUGAUCUUUCUUAGUCUUUUAUUGUACUAUGGUGAACACUGUCAGGGUUGUAUGGUUGGAAUGCUUAUUUGGAAUGUAUAUUUUGAGAGUAUAAAAUAAAUGCAGUGUAUUUUGAUUUGUCUAAA
Messenger RNA from Dendrobium catenatum, 2072 nucleotides. RefSeq names its product probable pyruvate, phosphate dikinase regulatory protein, chloroplastic. Lineage: Eukaryota; Viridiplantae; Streptophyta; Magnoliopsida; Asparagales; Orchidaceae. Bases 43 to 1863 code for a protein of 606 amino acids. The transcript is spliced from 3 exons. The record is from RefSeq and is a predicted model, not a curated record. Gene Ontology annotation, biological process: RNA modification. Gene Ontology annotation, molecular function: ATP binding; RNA binding; transferase activity, transferring phosphorus-containing groups.